AAGGUGUGACGCUAGGGUGGUGAUGUUCCCGUCUGCUUCAUAGCCGCACUAUUGUUGUGUUUUACCGAUCAUUGACAAGUGGAAUGAACUGCUCUUUAGUUCAUUUGUAAAAUAAAAAAAAUUGGUCGUUUAGUGAAUUGAAUGCAAAAUGAUGUUAUCGCACUAUUCUGGAAUCUUUCUAUUCGUGACUAUAGCAAGCCUUUCGUCGGUUAGUGCUACCGAUAUCGCUGGUAAAAUAGCCACGAACCCGGCAUGUAAAGACGACGUUACACGUCUCUGCAGUAGUCAAGUUCUCCCAAACGAUUUAGCUGUCCUUGAUUGUCUUCAAAACAGGAGAAGUGAUAGUGAUUCUGAUAUCAGAACAGAAUGUCAUUCGUUUCUGUGGCAGUUCAAACUGAAUCUUACCAAAGGUGACCAGUUUUUAGAAGCUGCUGAAAAAAUGUGUUCUGAUGAGCUUAAAACCUUGGAUGAAUGUCGAGACCAAUCCCUAGAAGGUCAUAAGCUGUCAUGUUUGCUGGAGAACUCAGAUUCAGUUGCACAGGGGCAAUGUAAGUCAUUUCUCGUUAGAAUUGGUUCGAUAAUCUUUAGCGAUUUUCGCCUGGUGGAAAAGUUCACGACCGCCUGCCAGGGCGAUAUCUCCAAGUUCAAUUGCGGUCGUCUGGAUUCAGAAGAAGAAAAAGACCACAAACAAGGAUCAACGAUUGAGUGCCUGUCGGAGCACGUACGCAAUUUGACUAAAGAAUGCCAUCUGCAAACCUUGCGCGUGGCUGAACUCCAGGCGGAUGAUUAUCACUUGGAUCGUCCACUCUUUCUCGCCUGCCGAGAUGACCGGGAAAGGUUUUGUCGAAAUACCCAAGCCGGACAAGGCCGGGUUUACAAAUGCCUCAUUAAGAACAAAAUGCAGAAUGAUAUGAGCACUAAGUGCCGAGAAAAAUUGGUUCGUCGACAACAACUGGUUUCCGAAGAUUACAAAGUUAGCAAGGGUUUAGUCAGAGCUUGUAAGCAGGAAAUUAUCGAACACAAGUGCUUCAAGGAAACGAAUUCGCCUGUUAAAGACCGGAAAGUCAAACUCGCCCAAGUCCUUCUAUGCUUGGAAAAUGCUAUGCACGCAGGUAGUGCUAUAGGAGGUGAAUGCCAGGCAGAGAUGCUAGAUCAUCGCCGACAAUUGCUGGAAGAUUAUCGUCUCUCACCCGAAGUGGUGUACUCUUGCCAGGAAGACAUUAAAACCAACUGUCGUACGAAGGAAAUCGGCGGAAAAACACUGCACUGUUUGAUGAAGCAUGCUCGAAAGCAAAACGGCAUUUCAGACACGUGUCUUCGUGCGUUGGAAGAUUUGAUGCGUAUCACUGACGCGGGAUCAGAUUGGCAAGUGGAUUCGUUGUUGAAAACAUCCUGCUCCAGUGUUGUGGAAACCGCAUGCAAGAAUCCUGCAGAUAGCCAGCCGGCCAGUGUUAUUUCUUGCCUCAUGGAUAAAGUCUUUUCGGACGUAAUGACAACGGGCUGUCGUACUGCUCUGCUCGAAAUCCAGUACUUUGUUGCCCGUGAUUUCCGCUUAGAUUCCCAACUGUAUGCCCAGUGUAAAUCUGACGCUGCCCAAUUUUGCAACGCUGCUCCCAACUGGACGGAAGAAGCCAAUGCCAUAGGACCCCAACGUAAUCCGCUCGUAUUACCAUGUCUUUAUAGAUAUGCGUAUCAUCCACCAGCCGAUUCCUCUUUAAAACCUGAGUGCGCUGACGAGGUACGACGCGUCAUGCGACAAAGGGCGAACAGUGUUGAUCUCAUUCCAGAGGUAGAAGAACCUUGCAUUGAAGAUUUAGCAUCGAUGUGCUUUGAAAAGACAGGAAGAGGGGAAGAAAUGCAAUGUUUACAAGACAACUUGGAACGCCUAAGCCCUGUAUGCAAGCAACAAGUGAGCAAUUACACAGAAGAAGAAGCUGAGCAUUUGGAACUUAACCCUUUCAUCACCACCUAUUGUAGUCGUUUUCUUGAAACUCAUUGCCAAGACGAAAUGGAUGAUGGUGAUGAAGGCCAAGUCAUGGAAUGCCUUGUGGAAUACAAAAUGAAUACUGAAACCACUAUGAAUUCGAAGUGCAGAGCGGCCGUUGAACAUUUCCAGCUCAUCGCCUUACAAGACUUCCGCUUCAGCGCGCAUUUCAAGCGAGCUUGCAAACUAGACAUUUCCCGUCUUUGUCCAAAUAUCAAGGCCAAACCGCAGGUCGUGGCCUGCCUCAGUGAAAUGAUACGAAAUGAUUCGGUAGCACAAAGCUUAGGCGUACGUGCGGGAAACCAUGUUGGAUCACAGCACCGCGUUUCUCAGCCGUGCCGUCAGCAGUUGAGAAACCAGUUGCUCCAACAGCACGAGGAUGUCCAGUUGAAUCCCAACGUUCGUAAACCCUGCGCGUCCGACGAAAAGCGUUUCUGCGCCCAAAUUAAACCGGGCCAAGGCCGUAUUUUGGAAUGUCUCAAAGCUCACCGUAAACAGUUGGAAGAUAUUUGCCAUGCCGCCAUUUUCCAGGCUGAAAAAGAAGAGAUGGACGACAGUGCUGUUGAUUUCCAAUUUAUUCAACAGUGCAAAGAUCCCAUUCGUCGAUUGUGCCAAAAUGAUGCCAGCAACGCUCUGGAAUGCUUGAAAGGAUACCUUGACGACAGCACAUUAGAGGUCCAUUGCAAACAAUUGGUUCUGGAACGAAUGGCUGAACAGAAUCUGGACAUACGCUUUAAUCCGAACCUUAAGAAGGCGUGCUCCAUGGAUAUACCGAAAUUUUGUCAAGGGGUAUUUAUAGUCGUUUCAAUUUCACACAGUUCCGAUGGCUAUCUCGUUUAUGUAAAGGUUUGGCAAACCGCAUCCAAGGACCGUGAACUUGAAGGAAAAGUUGUUGAUUGUCUCAAACAAAAUUUCGUGGCAAAGAAACCGCUGACUCAGUCGUGUUCCGACCAUUUAACAGUCAUAAUGGAACAACAGGCUUUGCAUUAUCAGCUAGAUCCUGUUCUCGUUAAUCUUUGCGACAAGGAGAUUCAAAUUCAUUGCGGACCAGAAGAACCGGAAAACACUAGGCAGGGUCAAGUGGAAGAAUGUUUGAAGAGGAAAUUUGAUACUUUAACUUCCGUUGAAUGCCGGCGUCAUGUCGCUUUGCUGAUCACGGCUGUCCAAAUCGAUAUACAGGCUGAUCCAAUGCUACAUCGAGCCUGUGCAAUCGACUUGGUCACACUUUGCAAAGAUGUUCCGCCAGGAGACGGUCGAAGAUUGAAAUGUCUCCUGCGCUUCAAAGAGCAAGGACAAGCCAAAUUUGAUCCAAAAUGUUUUGAGAUGCUUAAUACCCGGACGCAACUAUUUGCUAAAGCUUCAAAAGCAAGAUUUUGUGAACAAAUCAAGCGAAAUUAUCGUAAGAGCUCACGGUGCUUUUCAAGUGAGAAAUCAGAGCCUUUUUUCGUUACAACUCCUAUAUUUUAUGUCAAUGCAGAGCCUCAUAUUGGACACAUAUACACAGCUGUUCUUGCUGAUUCGUCAGCUAGAUUUCAUCGCUUAACUGGAAACUCUGUGACAUUUUCAACUGGUACAGAUGAACAUGGCCUUAAAAUCCAACAAGCUGCUUUGCAUGCAAAUGAAGAGCCCGGGCGGUUCUGUGAUCAUGUUUCUGGACUCUUCAAAACUGCUUUGAACAAGUGUGAAAUAAGUUAUACAGACUACAUCAGAACUACAGAGAAACGACACAAAGAAAAUGUUCAUUUGUUUUGGGAACUACUUUCAGAGAGAGGCUACAUCGAGAAAGGAAAAUAUGAAGGUUGGUACUGCACAGCAGAUGAAGCAUUUGUACCUGAAGAUCAAACCACGUUAGUGAAAUUGCCUAAUGGUCAGGAGCAAAGAGUAUCAGCGGAAUCAAAUCGUCCUGUUGAAUGGUUCAGUGAAGAGAACUAUUUGUUUAAAUUAUCCAAGCUAAGAGAAGAUCUUAUGAAUUGGUUGAAGAGUGGGCCAGUGAUUCGACCUUUGCGACACUAUAACUUGGUAAAAUCAUGGCUCGACCAAGAACUUAUUGAUCUAUCGAUAUCCCGACCUCAUGCAAGGCUGUCUUGGGGGAUUCCAGUACCUGGAGAUUCGUCACAAACGAUAUAUGUAUGGCUAGAUGCAUUGUUAAAUUAUGUGACUGUCGCUAAAGAUUCACAGUCUGAAAUGAAUAUUUGGCCGCCAAGUGUUCAUGUUAUUGGGAAAGACAUUCUGAAGUUCCAUGGCAUCUAUUGGCCAGCCUUUCUUCUGGCUGCUGGUUUGGAACCUCCGAAAUCCUUACUAGUCCAUGGUCAUUGGUUAGUUGACGAUCAAAAGAUGUCUAAAACUACGGGUAAUGUUGUCAGUCCCCAGUCUUGCAUCGAUCUUGUGACCGCAACUGGACUUCGUUAUUUCCUCAUGCACGAAGGAGUACCUGCCAGUGAUGGAAAUUUUAGUAUGAAGAGAAUGGUUCGGAUUGCCAAUUCUGAUUUGGCUGACGGCAUAGGCAACCUAGUCAGCCGCUGCUGUGGCAAGAGUUUGAAUCCUUUGCAGAUGAGGCCAGGCGUCAGCCCAUCCUCUUUCGAAUCCUGUAGUUCACCAGGUUCUGAUUUGCUAAGUCUUUUAGAGCGCACACCUGACAUAGUCUACAAUGAAUAUCAGCAAUGGAAUUUUUACAAAGGGAUCGACCAAGUUAUGGCGUUAGUUCGGGGUGCUAACGGCUUUUUCCAAACGAUGGAACCUUGGAAAUUGAAGAAAGAAGGUCAGCUCGAUCAACUAAAUGCCACGAUGGCCGUCACAAUGGAAACUGCAAGAGUGGUAGGCACUCUUCUUCAACCCAUCGUGCCCUCAUAUAGCGAACGCCUACUAGAUAAAUUGGGUGUUCCUCAAGAAAAUCGUAGCUGGGAUUUCGCCCGGCCUCGAUGGACUACCACAGAAACUGCCCUAGGCCCUCAGCAGGCUGUCCUUUUCCCUAGAAUCAAAUUUGAGUAAUUAAACAUUCGUAGGUAAUUGAUGGAAAUGCAAAAAGAUCUUGACCUGCCAUUGGCAUGCAUAGUUCAAGGAGGCUUCCUUUUGCCAGUCAAUCUUGUAUAGAUCGUGUUGAUACAAACGGCAAGUAACAAGAUUCACUUUCUUA
Daphnia carinata is the source of this 5117-nucleotide messenger RNA. RefSeq names its product Golgi apparatus protein 1-like. Gene Ontology annotation, biological process: methionyl-tRNA aminoacylation. Gene Ontology annotation, cellular component: Golgi membrane. The record is from RefSeq and is a predicted model, not a curated record. Gene Ontology annotation, molecular function: methionine-tRNA ligase activity; ATP binding; fibroblast growth factor binding. Lineage: Eukaryota; Metazoa; Arthropoda; Branchiopoda; Diplostraca; Daphniidae.